Messenger RNA from Ostreococcus tauri, 1470 nucleotides. The record is from the annotation of a RefSeq genome assembly. NCBI's taxonomy places the organism in Eukaryota, Viridiplantae, Chlorophyta, Mamiellophyceae, Mamiellales, Bathycoccaceae.
AUGUUUAUUCAAAAUAUUCUUUUUGUACUUCUGUGUCUGCCUGUCUUAGGGGCUGUUGGGCUUCUGUUCUUUCCGAAGACAGCUGUUCGACAGAUGAAAUUGUUUGCUUUAAACAUUUCGUUGGUCACCUUUGUCUGUUCGUUAAACCUUUGGAUUUUCUUUGAUAAUUCAACGGCAAAGUUUCAAUUUGUACAACAUAUGGACUGGUUGUCUGUAUUGAACAUGAACUUUUAUGUAGGUAUUGAUGGUAUUUCACUUUUUUUCAUGAUUCUGACAACAUUCUUAGUGCCUGUGUGUCUUCUUAUUAGUUGGCAGUCUGUAAAACAUCUUGUCCGAGAAUUUCUUGUAGCGUUCUUACUUUUAGAAAGUUUCAUGCUUGCUGUCUUUUGUAUGCUUGAUUUAUUACUGUUUUAUGUUUUUUUUGAAAGUGUACUUAUUCCAAUGUUUUUAAUUAUUGGAGUUUGGGGCUCGCGUGAAAGAAAAAUUCGAGCAGCAUACCAAUUCUUUUUGUAUACUCUUAUCGGAUCCCUUUUUAUGCUUUUAGCUAUCUUACUUAUUUAUUUUCAAGUAGGAACGACAGAUUUACAAGUAUUACAUACAGUCGAAUUUAGUGAACGUCGACAACUGUUCCUUUGGGUCGCUUUUUUUCUCUCGUUUGCAGUAAAAGUCCCAAUGAUUCCUUUUCAUAUUUGGUUACCUGAAGCACACGUGGAAGCACCAACAUCGGGAUCUGUGAUUCUUGCUGGAAUUCUUUUAAAACUUGGGACCUAUGGAUUUUUAAGGUUUUCUAUUCCUUUAUUUCCGGAAGCAACCAUUUACUUUACGCCCCUUAUUUAUACUAUGAGUGUCAUUGGGAUUAUCUAUGCUUCGUUUACGACCCUCCGUCAAAUUGAUUUAAAGAAAAUUAUUGCGUAUUCGUCGGUUGCGCAUAUGGGUUUUGUAACAUUGGGUCUGUUUAGUCUCAACAUGCAAGGCGUGGAAGGUGCUGUUCUUCUCAUGCUUAGUCAUGGAUUUGUGGCAUCAGCUCUUUUUCUUUGUAUUGGAAUUCUUUAUGACCGAACACAUACACGACUCAUUAAAUAUUACGGGGGACUCGUGCAGACAAUGCCUUUGUUUGCAUUCUUCUUUUUCAUUUUUACAUUAGGGAAUUUAAGUUUACCCGGAACAAGUAGUUUUGUUGGUGAAUUCUUAAUUUUAGUUGGCGUAUUCCAAACAAAUACUUUCAUUGCAACGCUUGCAGCGACUGGGAUGAUUCUUGGAGGUGCUUACUCUAUUUGGCUCUAUAAUCGAGUUGUUUUUGGGAACUUGAAACCAGUGUAUAUCAACCAAUUUGCUGAUAUCAAUCGACGUGAAUUUUUUAUUUUACUGCCUUUUGUUGUCUGUAUCUUCUGGAUGGGUAUUUAUCCUUCAAUUUUUCUUGAAUCUUUGCAUUAUUCAGUCGCGACAGUUCUCCAAAGUAUUCGAAUUUAA